UCAGACUUUUUGCACACUAAGAGAACAAGCUUAGGUUUGCAGAUUUUGAAGACUGAAAUUUCAGAAAGUCUUCAUCUUUUCGACGGGGUGGUUGUGUGGAGGUUGUUCGCUGUUGGCCGUUCUUGUUUUGCUCUCUCUGCUAUGGAGAAGACUCGUUAUGAAGAACUCACCGAGUCAAAGAGACAGAAUCUCCGCAAAACAGUGGAAAAACUCAAGGUUGAUGCGUCUGAAAUUAUAGCCUACUCUCGUCAAUUGAAGGGUUUACGUAAGCAUUUUGACACUGCUGAAGCCAAUAUUAACAAGAGGUCUCGAGAACUAGAGUUCAAGGAGAAGCAGCUGCAAACUCUGAGCUUAGAACUUGAAAAAAAGACUCAAACUUUUGAGGCAGAAAAGUCUAAAGCUGGUGAUUUGAAGAAGUUGGUGGAAGAGUACUCUGAAGAACUAAGGUCAAAGAGGAAUCAACUGAGUGAGAAACUGAACUCAUCGGCAAGGAUUCAGAGAGAGCUUGAGUUAAGGAGUGAACAGCUGGAACAGGUCAAGUCUGAGCGUGUGAGGCUUUGCAAUGAGGCCCUCAAGGUGGAAGAACGUAAUAGGGUAGUGAAAGAAGAAACAGCUAGUAAGACGGAAGAUUUGUCUCUGAUUCUUGACAAGAUUGAAGAAUCUAACAAACAGCUUGCGACAGCAGAUGAGCAACUAGAGUCGCAACAGAGACGGCUUGUCACUCGGUCAAUGGAGCUAGUUUCUACUGAGAAACUUUUGGGAUGUUUGAAGGAAUCCAUCAAACUUUCCAAUUGUGACCUUCAGCUGAAAGAAAAUAAGAUACAGUCACUAAACAGUUUGAUAAAGGAUUGUAGUAAAACGAUCGACAGGAAAUCCCAAGAAUUGGAUGAAAACCAAAAGCUGAUUGAGCAGCAGAUCAAUGAACUUGGUGUCUUGCAGAAUCAGCAUGAUACUAUCAAGAAGUUAAUCCAAGUACUAUCUGAAGAGCUUCUUGCUAAGGAGAAGAAACACGAGGAAAUUUUGGAGACUAUUUGCAGAAGCAACUCUGAAAUGGAAGUAAGGUCAAUAGAGAUUAAAGCAGCAGAGGCCGAAGCAACUGAUUUGAAUGUAAGGGCUGAAAGGUUUAGGCAAGAGGUCAAAGGUAAAGAAAAGGAACUAAAUCUGCUUAAAAAUCAGAUAGAGUCAGAGGAGAAGAAACUCAUUCAGCUUACAAGAGAAAUAGAAGAGGAGACAGAUAGGAAGAACAGAGAUUUGACACUGAUUCUUGACAAGAUUGAAGAAUCUGGUAAACAGCUUGCAACGGUAGAUGCGCAACUAGAGUCACGACAGAAGCUGCUUAAGAUUCGGUCAUUGGAGUUAUUUUCUGCGAAGAAGAAGUUGGGAUAUGUGAGAAAAUCCAUCAAGGUUUCCCUUUCUGACAUUAAGCUUAAAGGAAGGAGGAUAUAUUCAUUAAACAACAAGAUAUCAGUUUGUCGUAAAGCAGUUGACUCGAGAUCUGAAGAAUUGAAGGAAAUCAUAAAACUGAUUGAGCAACGAACCAAUGAGCUUGUUCUCUUGCGUAAUCAGCGUGAAUCUAUCUGUCAGUUAAUCCAGGGACAAUCUGAAGAGCUUGUUGUUAAAGACAUGGAGUUGGAAUGUGUUGCAGAAUCGAGCAACCACUGCAAGUUUGACAUUGAGGUCAAUGAAAAGAGGGUCCAAGCAUUAAACAAUCUGAUAACGAUCUCAGCCGAGCAGCUUGACAUGAAAUCUAAAGAACUUGGGGAAAUUCAAAGAGAACUUGAUGUGAAGAAGAAACGGCUGAGAGAUAUGAGCACUGUUCUUGUUAAGCAGGAGAAGCAGCCAACUGCAGCAGAAACUGAAACGGUUAAUGAAGAUGCUCUCGUGCAUCAUGACUUCCCAGCUUCUCUUUCGCGCAAUGAAGUUUCCAGUCUUCUUAGAGCUUUACCUAAUCCUGCAGAAUUUGUUCUGGGAGAAGUGCAGGAGCUUCAUAAUGUAGAUUUGGGUUUACAAGACACAUUGCUUGAGAUUUUGGUUCUUUUAUUUGAGGAGCUCACAAAAAUUCAACGAUCAGAUGAUCCUCAACUGCAGGAAAAAGCCACACAAGUGGCAACUUUUUGGAAAGGGAAGAUAUCUAUGGAUGCUCCAAAAUCAUCUCUCGAGGCCCUCGCCUUUCUUCUGUUCAUUGUGGUAUAUGGAUUAAGGAAAUUGAUCAAUGACGAAGAAGCUGCUUUACUUGCUUCGUCUAUUGCUCAUUAUGAACAGGCUCCAAGACUCUUCAAGUGUCUUAGUCUCAACACUGAAAUCCGAAGUUAG
This is a messenger RNA of Capsella rubella, 2313 nucleotides long. RefSeq names its product coiled-coil domain-containing protein 18. Lineage: Eukaryota; Viridiplantae; Streptophyta; Magnoliopsida; Brassicales; Brassicaceae. The transcript is spliced from 2 exons. The record is from RefSeq and is a predicted model, not a curated record. Bases 142 to 2313 code for a protein of 723 amino acids.